AUGAGUGCCAUUGAUGCAUCCGAAACAUCCACAUCGAAAGAGAUGACGUUCGCAGAAAAGCAAGCAGAACGAAUGAAGAGACUUCGCACAUUACACAAUGCUAGAAACGAAGCAAGGACACACAAUCAUCAAGAAGUCGUGGCUGAGGAGGCCAGGAAUAAGUUACCAGCGAACUAUGAAGCGAAACGGCGACAAGCAGAAUGGCUACUAGAAGACCAGAAGAAACGAGACGAAUCUGCAAAAGAAGGAAAGGAUUACGACAGGGUAAAGCUAUUAAAUGUAUCCGCAAUAGAAGCUGAAAGAUUAGAACGAAAGAAGAAGAAAAAGAACCCAGAUCAAGGGUUCUCAACAUAUGAACAGGCUACAGUGCGCCAAUAUAAUAGACUAGUAAAGAAUAUGCCAUCGGCUGACAUGGAAUUGUAUGAGCAACAGAAACAAAAGUAUGGAGAUGCAUUCUAUGGAGGGCCUAAUGUCAUCAUACAUGGUAUGCACAAAGAUAGGAAGGAAGCGGUUGACAAAAUGGUGGAUGAUCUUGAAGGACAAAUUGCUAAGAGGGCUAAGUACUCUAGAAGAAGGACUCACAAUGAUGAUGCAGAUAUUGACUACAUUAAUGAGAGGAAUGCCAAAUUUAAUAAGAAACUUGAGAGAUUCUAUGGUGAGCAUACAGCUGAAAUUAAACAGAAUUUGGAAAGAGGCACUGCAAUCUAA
Molecule: messenger RNA, 708 nt
Organism: Leptosia nina
Lineage: Eukaryota; Metazoa; Arthropoda; Insecta; Lepidoptera; Pieridae
Source: the annotation of a GenBank genome assembly